Messenger RNA from Racocetra persica, 384 nucleotides. NCBI's taxonomy places the organism in Eukaryota, Fungi, Glomeromycota, Glomeromycetes, Diversisporales, Gigasporaceae. The record is from the annotation of a GenBank genome assembly.
UCAACUCCAAAAUCGGAAACCGAGCCAAUGAAAUUGUUAGAGAGGGAAGGGAGGAACCUCCCAGGCGAAAGCCAACAAAAGGAGGAAGAUAUGUUUGUUUUUAAAUGGAUAAAAGGUUUGUUAUGCUCAAUGUUCUCUUUUCGCACUCGGGAAGAAUAUUUAAACUAUGUUAAAGAAAACUUGCCAAAAAAAGAGCCAUUACCAGAAAAUAUUAAUAAGGCGAUUGAUGACCUAUAUGAUAUCAGCAAAAAUGAAUUAAAUGUACUUUUGGAAACCCCCUCGAUAGACGAAGAAUGGUUAACAAAACUAGCUACGGCCGAAAACAGCAUUCUUUUGCAAUAUAAAGAAAAAAAUAUUGAAUUUAUUAAUCUAGUAGAAAAAUGA